AUGGAUAUGCUCCCAGUACAACAACAACCACAAUCACAACAGCCUCAACCUCCAGUCUCUCCUACAAUCCCCAAACAACCCAGAACUUCUGCAUCCAGGUCUAAAAAGGCUACAAAGUCUGAUGAAAACCCCUCUACUCAGAAGACCAGAACCUCUGUUGCAACACAAGUUCUGAAGACAAAGUCUGAUAAACCAGCAAACUCUGAUGCUGUAAACUUUGAUGCCCUCAACACUGAUACUUUAAACUCUGAAGCAGCUUCUCCUCAAAAGCAGAAGAGAAGGAGACUGGAAGAGCAAGCACCAUCCAGUUCACUUCUUGAUGUAUCACAAGCUCUGAUGGUGCAUCCUCUACAAGCUGUUCCAAUCUCUGCUGCCACAGCAUCCUCUACUUCAUCUGAAGUAGAUGAGGAAAUUGUAUGCAAGGAUCAAACUACAACUGAAGCUGAGACACCACUGUCUGACUCUCAUAUUCCAAUAUCUGAUCAUGGACCCUCCACUCCAAUUCCUCAUUCUCCAAUGAAAAUUCCUGAGGGUGCCAUUGUUCAUGAUACAGCUCCAGAACACUACAAGUCUGAUGUAGUUGAAGAACCUGAUAAGGUAGCAGUGGAAGCACUACAAUCCCUUGCUACGGCUGAUGAAGAGCCUAGCAAAUCAAAAGUUGAUGAUCAAGAAAAAUCUAUUCAAGAACCUGUUGAGAAAAUUGCUAAUCCUGCAUUUGAUAAUGAUGAGGAUGAUGACAGUUCAGAUGAUGACAGAGCCCAAAUCGAGAGCCAUCACAGCGAGAACCACCCUCACACAGCGCCAGAGACCGAGAACCGCGUCAAAAUAGCAUCCACAACAGCAGAGCUACCCCAGAGCAGAAGAGAGGCAGAACCCAACAACCAACUCAGCGAGUUGACUCACAACAGUGAACAAAACAAGAAGAUCCAAGCAAGAUACCCAGGCAGCAGGAGGGUGCUCGAGGAACACCAAAACCGCUCAGAAGAUGCUCGAAGAGCGCCUAGAGAGUUCCCACAUGCUGAGUCGACUCACAACAGACCAAGAAACAUGUUAGCAGGAGCUCACCAGAACCCACCAGGUGCCCAAACACCAGAAACCAGCAAAAACUUGAGGAACACCAAGAAUGCUCGAGAGAUGCUCGAUGAGCGCCAAGAAAGCGCCCAGCGACUCAAGAGAUCCCAACAGGUGCACAGGCGCCCCAGGAACACCAAGAAUGCUCGGGAGAUGCUCGAUGCUCGAAGAACACCAAGAACGCUCCAGAGAUGCUCGAUGCGCGAGGAACACCAAGAAUGCUCGAGAGAUGCUCAAUCUGAGUAG
Daucus carota subsp. sativus is the source of this 1317-nucleotide messenger RNA. RefSeq lists its product as uncharacterized. The record is from RefSeq and is a predicted model, not a curated record. Lineage: Eukaryota; Viridiplantae; Streptophyta; Magnoliopsida; Apiales; Apiaceae. The transcript is spliced from 3 exons. The coding region runs from base 1 to 1317 and encodes 438 amino acids.